This is a messenger RNA of Erigeron canadensis, 923 nucleotides long. RefSeq names its product 60S ribosomal protein L10a-1. The coding region runs from base 115 to 765 and encodes 216 amino acids. Gene Ontology annotation, cellular component: large ribosomal subunit. The record is from RefSeq and is a predicted model, not a curated record. The transcript is spliced from 6 exons. Gene Ontology annotation, molecular function: structural constituent of ribosome; RNA binding. Lineage: Eukaryota; Viridiplantae; Streptophyta; Magnoliopsida; Asterales; Asteraceae. Gene Ontology annotation, biological process: translation.
UUCUUAUUCAUUGAGUUGGAUAAGACGGCCGCAAUCUUCUUCUCCAACUUCAUUCCCAUUCCAUUGCUGCCUGCCUGCUGAACUGAAGUUUAAAGCUACAAAUACUUAUUAAUCAUGAGUAAGCUUCAGAGUGAAGCUCUUAGAGAGGCAAUCACUCAGAUUACCACUGAAGCUAAGGAAAAGAAGCGUAACUUUACUGAGACCAUUGAGCUCCAGAUUGGACUCAAGAACUACGACCCACAAAAGGACAAGCGUUUUAGUGGUACCGUGAAGUUGCCUCACAUUCCUCGUCCUAAGUUGAAAGUUUGCAUGCUUGGAGAUGCCCAGCAUGUGGAAGAGGCACAAAAGAUUGGUUUGGAGUACAUGGAUGUCGAAUCACUUAAGAAACUCAACAAGAACAAAAAACUAGUGAAGAAGCUUGCCAAGAAACACCAGGCUUUUUUGGCCUCCGAGUCUGUUAUCAAGCAGAUUCCCCGUUUGUUGGGACCUGGUUUGAACAAGGCAGGAAAGUUCCCUACACUUGUUAGUCACCAGGAAUCUCUUGAGGCCAAGGUCAAUGAAACCAAGGCUACUGUCAAGUUUCAAUUGAAGAAGGUGUUGUGUAUGGGGGUUGCCGUUGGAAACUGCAGCAUGGAGGAGAAGCAAAUCUUUCAAAAUGUGCAAAUGAGUGUCAAUUUCCUUGUUUCGUUGUUGAAAAAGAACUGGCAGAAUGUAAGGUGUUUGUACUUGAAGACAACAAUGGGAAAGCCCGUACGCAUCUUUUAGGUGUUUUCGUUGCUUUUUAAAGCUUGUUAUGUUUGAGACAGGUGCCGUUGUUAGUUAUUGGAAGGAUUUCCCCAUAAUGGGUAGUGUCGUAUUUUACUUAUCGGAUGUUUGUUUUUUUUAUUUUGUUAGAUGCUGCUAUGAAUUUUAUGUUUCAUGGA